Racocetra persica is the source of this 1461-nucleotide messenger RNA. The record is from the annotation of a GenBank genome assembly. Lineage: Eukaryota; Fungi; Glomeromycota; Glomeromycetes; Diversisporales; Gigasporaceae.
ACAAACCCUAUUUGAUUUUUCUGUAUCAAAUCUUUUUGACAAAUCUGAUGCUACUCUGAAAAUUGGAAAUUUCCUAAUUCGACAACAAAUUUCAAAAGUGAUAAUUAAAUCGUUGUUGAAUCAAGACACAACAGAAAGGAAUGAAAUUAUGAUAAAUAUCUUGAGUGAUGAAGAAUAUGAAGUUAGAGUUACUGUUCUUGAAAUGCUUUUGGAAUAUUUUCUUGAGAUGGACGUUAUACAUAUCGGUACAAGCGUUAUGUCAAUGAUUCAAUCAAAAUUAAUUACAAUGAUAUAUCAUGAAGAACGAUACCCGAAGUGCAUUCAACUCAUAGUAGAGUUACUUAUAUUAAUCAACCCGGACUAUCCAUUUCCAAAAUCAAAUUUAAUAUCAUCUCAGCAACUUUCAAUUAGGUUAGAUUUGGAAGAAUUUUGUAAAAAAUUGUUCAGAUAUAUGGAAAAAUUAAAGAGUUCAUCCAUAAUAGAAGCUACAUUAAUACUUUUGGGAGCUUUAACGGCUGAGAUAUGGAACGAAACUUCAUUACCACAUGAAUUCAGGUCCUUGAGUUUGAAAACUUGGGCCGAAUAUAUAAAUAAAAAUACUAAACCUGAAAUUACUUUGACACGGCGUGAAGCAGCUACAAAAUCGUUACAAUUAUUUAGUAGACUUCUGUUUAAAAAAGAAACCAUUUUCACUAAUAAUGACGAUAUACAAUAUUUUAUAUCUUUAUAUAUUGCUCUCAUUCGACUUACUCAGGAUGAUGACAUUGAUAUACGUCGAACUGCUGCAUUAAUUGUAUCCAAAGCUAUGGGUUUGGAGGUCGUUGAUUGUGAUAGGGCACGAGAAUUAUGUUAUGAAUACAUGACAAACCAAUAUUCUAAAUCACUUUAUUUAUAUGUAGCGUUAUUACAAAUAUUGACAAGAGACGUUAAACCAGAUGAGAUAUUAAAAUCAGAAAUGACUCCAUCUAGAGUUUUGUUUGCUAUAGAGAAUCCAAAUAUAUAUAAAGAAGAUUUGGUUGAUAUCCAAUUAGCUUAUAAGUAUCUAUUAAUAGCUAUAAAAAAGGAAAGAAAUAGAUUGGAGUUUCCUGAAAUGUUUAGAAAAGAUAUUCCAAUGUUCUGUGUCAAGCAAUUAGUCAUGGUAUGCGAGUUUAUAAGUUCACGCGAAGUACAGACCAACAAGAAUGGGCCAAUUGGUUUUACCUCACUUCCCAACGUGUUUAUUGUUAUGUAUAGAGUGAUAGCAACAGUUUCAGUGAUGAUCGAACUUGUAUCAGACACAGAAAGCAUUUCGAAAGAUGUCCGAAUAAUAAUCGAUAAGUUAACACACGAUAGAAUACAAUUACAUCCGUUACUUAAUGACUUAUUAUUAGGUGAAUUGAGUCAAAAUUGCUUUAAUAUUAUUACUAAAGGGGAAGAUAAAGAUGGCAACGAGUUUAUGACGUUUUCAAAAGAGUUUGAGAG